Messenger RNA from Peromyscus eremicus (cactus mouse), 3518 nucleotides. It is a transcript of the gene Ighmbp2, whose product is annotated as immunoglobulin mu DNA binding protein 2. NCBI's taxonomy places the organism in Eukaryota, Metazoa, Chordata, Mammalia, Rodentia, Cricetidae. The coding region runs from base 21 to 3002 and encodes 993 amino acids. The record is from RefSeq and is a predicted model, not a curated record. Gene Ontology annotation, molecular function: RNA binding; DNA binding; ATP hydrolysis activity. The transcript has 15 exons.
CGGGCUGCACCGCAGAGGAGAUGGCCUCGUCCACCGUGGAGAGUUUCGUGGCCCAGCAGCUACAGCUGCUGGAGCUGGAGCGGGACGCCGAGGUGGAGGAGCGCAGGUCCUGGCAGGAACACAGUUCUCUGAAAGAGCUCCAGAGCCGAGGGGUAUGUUUGCUGAAGCUUCAAGUAUCCAGCCAGUGCACCGGGCUGUACGGACAGCGGCUGGUCACCUUUGAGCCUAGGAAAUUCGGACCUGUGGUGGUGCUUCCCAGCAACAACUUCACUUCUGGUGAUAUUGCGGGUCUGUAUGAUGCUAACGAAAGCAGCCAGCUGGCUACUGGGGUCCUGACCCGCAUCACUCCAAAGUCGGUCACAGUGGCCUUUGAUGAGUCCCAUGACUUCCAGUUGAACCUGGACCGAGAGAAUACCUACAGACUGCUGAAGCUCGCCAACGAUGUUACCUACAAGCGACUGAAAAAAGCGUUGAUGACACUGAAGAAGUACCACUCUGGGCCAGCGUCCUCACUCAUAGAUGUCCUUUUGGGUGACUCCACCCCAAGUCCCACCACUGAAAUACCCCCACUCACUUUCUACAACACGACCCUGGACCCUUCCCAGAAAGAAGCUGUGUCUUUUGCGCUGGCCCAGAAAGAGCUGGCCAUCAUCCACGGGCCUCCUGGUACCGGGAAGACGACAACCGUGGUGGAAAUAAUCCUGCAAGCUGUGAAGCAAGGCCUAAAGGUUCUGUGCUGUGCUCCCUCCAACAUCGCUGUGGACAACCUGGUGGAGCGCCUGGCCCUGUGUAAGAAGCGGAUUCUGCGCCUGGGGCACCCUGCCCGCCUCCUGGAGUCUGCUCAGCAGCACUCACUGGACGCAGUGCUAGCGCGCAGUGACAACGCCCAGAUUGUUGCUGACAUCAGAAAGGACAUCGACCAGGUCUUUGGCAAGAACAGAAAGACCCAGGAUAAGAGAGAGAAAAGUAAUUUUCGAAAUGAAAUUAAGUUACUAAGGAAGGAACUGAAGGAGAGAGAAGAAGCAGCCAUAGUUCAGAGCCUCACUGCUGCAGACGUGGUCCUAGCCACCAACACAGGUGCGUCUUCCGAUGGCCCUCUGAAGCUGCUGCCUGAGGACCACUUUGAUGUGGUGGUGGUGGACGAGUGUGCCCAGGCCCUGGAAGCCAGCUGCUGGAUCCCCCUGCUGAAGGCCCCAAAAUGCAUCCUAGCCGGAGACCACAAGCAGCUGCCACCUACCACUGUCUCCCACAAGGCAGCACUGGCUGGGCUGUCCCGCAGCCUGAUGGAGCGUCUGGCGGAGAAGCAUGGCACUGGCGUGGUAAGGAUGCUGACGGUACAGUACCGGAUGCACCAGGCCAUCACGCGCUGGGCCUCGGAGGCCAUGUACCAUGGGCAGCUUACCGCCCAUCCCUCUGUGGCGGGACACCUCCUGAAGGAUCUCCCAGGUGUGGCUGACACAGAGGAGACACGUGUCCCCUUGCUGCUCAUCGACACGGCCGGCUGUGGGCUGUUGGAGCUGAAUGAGGAGGACAGCCAGUCCAAGGGAAACCCGGGCGAAGUUCGCCUUGUCACUUUGCACAUCCAGGCGCUGGUGGAUGCGGGGGUCCACGCAGGUGACAUUGCUGUCAUCGCACCCUACAACCUCCAGGUGGACCUGCUCAGACAGAGCCUCUCCAACAAGCACCCCGAGCUUGAGAUUAAGUCUGUUGAUGGCUUCCAAGGCCGAGAGAAGGAGGCCGUGAUCCUGACAUUUGUCAGGUCCAACAGGAAAGGUGAAGUUGGUUUUCUGGCUGAGGACAGGCGGAUCAAUGUCGCUGUUACCCGUGCUCGGCGCCACGUAGCAAUCAUCUGUGAUUCCCGCACUGUCAACAACCAUGCCUUUUUGAAGACCCUGGUGGAUUAUUUCACAGAGCACGGGGAGGUUCGCACAGCUUUUGAGUACCUGGAUGACAUUGUCCCUGAGAACUACACCCAUGAGGGCUGCCAGGGCCACAGCCAUGGCCCCAAGCCCGGGGGCCCUGCCACCUCCAUCAGGAAGCCUUCCGGUGAGCAGGAGAGUGGCCAGAAGGCCAGAGCAGCUGCUGGACAGGGCCGCAGGAAGCCGAGCGUGAGGCCCCCAGGCUCUCAGGUCCACUCCCAGCCCAGCUCCAGUGCAAGCGACUCCGACAGAGCUGGGGGCACAGACCGCACAGAGCACUUGAGGGCCAUGAUCGAGAAGUUUGUGGUCAGCAAGGAGUCACAGUUGGAGUUUCCCACGUCCCUGAGCUCCCACGACAGGCUGCGAGUCCACCAGAUAGCUGAGGAGUUUGGGCUGAGGCACGACAGCACCGGGGAGGGGAAGGCUCGGCACAUCACGGUGAGCAGGAAGAGCCCCGCAGGGCCUGGCGGUGUAGCCCCACGGCCUCCCUCUCCCCCCAGCCCUGCACAGGCUGAGCCUCAGCCGCUGGCAGAAGAGCCCCGGGGGCAGUCACAGGGCCCCGCCCAGCUGGAUCUGAAGGCACUGCACCUGGAGAGGCUGCAGAGACAGAGCCAGCCGGGCAGCCAAGCCCAGGCGGCCAAGGCUCAGCCAGGGGUGGGUUUGCGACUGCAGAAGGCUCCACAGAAGAAAAAGAAAAAGGAAACGAAAGGUCUAAAUGCGGCUCUGCCCUGCGAGGAGGACUUUGAUGCCCUGGUGUCCGCCGUGGUUAAGGCUGACAACACUUGUAGCUUUGCCAAGUGCUCGGCCAGCACCACCACCCUGGGCCAGCUCUGCAUGCACUGUAACCGCUGCUACUGCCUCAGCCAUCACCUGCCCGAGAUCCACGGCUGCGGUGAAAAGGCUCAUGCCCACGCCCGGCAGAGGAUCAGUCGGGAAGGAGUGCUCUAUGCAGGCAGUGGGACCAGGGAUAGGGCCCUGGACCCGGCCAAGAGGGCCCAGCUGCAGAGGAGGCUGGACAAGAAGCUGGGCGAGCUCAGCAGCCAGAGGACAAGCAAGAAGAAGGAGAAGGAGAGGGGCACAUGAGGCCACGUCCUCAUACAGGGCUGUGUGGGGCAGAGGGCCAGACGCUGGGACCAGCUUCCUCAGGGUCAGCAGGUGGGGCCACUUCUCUGCUUGACCUGGCAUGUCCCUGCUUCUCCCAUGACAAGGAGACCUGCCUGGUCUUAGACUCCGUCAGAGUAACUCUGCCCUGACUGGCCAGGCCCCUUUGAUGCUGCUCAGAUGCAUGUCCUGAGAAGUGAGUACCUUGCAAAGCAGGCCAUGGCCACCUUCAUCCUGUCUUCUUCAGUGACCCAGUGGGGCACCGAUUGUGCACUCUAGGGACGGGAGGAGGCUGCUCCAGAGAGGCUCCUAGCCUGUGAUGGCCUGCUCUGCUGCUUGGUGACUGUGGGAUGGACCUGUCCCAGGGCACCUCACUGCUUACCUCACAAAGACUGCAUCCUCUGCAGCGUUCUGUACAGUUGCUCAUGGGAACUUCGACAGAUGUAUUUUAGCCUCAGACUCUUGUUUCAAAAGAAUAUAAAUUAUUUGCAAAUUAAA